AUGUCAGCAGUAGAUAUCGCUUCUAUCUUCCAGGCUUCCGAGACUGCUCCUACGUCUCAGACGAGUGACAACCACUCCGAUGUGGACGACAAGGAGAACCUACAACCAUCGGACCCGCCAGCCCCGUCAAACUCAGACUCAGGGUCGGUAAUAUCGAACUUUGAGCAGCCGCUUAACCCAAGUGCGAAAGACAGCAUCAUCAGCCUCCUGUGUGGCCGUAUUCAAAAUGCCAUCCCUAAGUCCGGCGGGCACAUUGGCGCAGCCGGGUCUCAUCCCGGGGUGCAAGUGGAAUUGGCGGCGAAGCUGAGGGACUUCGUCAAGUCCAUGCAAGCCAGGGCCCCCAAGUUGGACCGGCCUGAUCGGGAUGGUCUGAAGUUGAUGUAUUUCCUACACUCCGACAUCGCCCGUCGUCUUGACGAGCUCAUGUGGCCGAAACCUGAGCAUCGGCUGCCCACGAACCUUGGGAACGCAGAGCCGAUGGAUGGGCGAGCAAGGGUCGAGAUUUGGAAGUAUGAUCCACAACAAGACGACCCGUUGGGUCCGCCCGCCGACAACGGAGGUCCUACCGAUGGAGUGGAUGGAGCUGAGGACGGCGGGUUGGGCGACAUCUUUGUGAACCGCAUCAAUGCCCGAGAUGUCAUUGACCACCUUACAGCCGAUCCGGCGUUCGAUGUACUGGUAUCUGAGGUCCGCGACAUCUUAGAGCAAUACGCGAAAGACAAACUGGAAGUCAUCCGGACACGAAUCUCCGAUUCAUUUGCCUCGCGGCCCAGUCACGACGGCCCCCAAAGUCGACCUCACUGCGCUCGUUUCCAAGUCGGCUGGGACUUGGAAGGCUACCUGCGGGCGAACUACGACAACGGGGUCUCUCAAAACUUGAAUACCAUUGUUGCAACUGUCGGCGUGCUCCCGAAGGCCCAGCUCUGCACCAUAGGCGAGUACUUCAAGCAAGUCGCAGACUGGGAAACACACGAAACGGAGCUGCUGAACGCUCUACAACAAGCCAUUCAUAAGCGUAAGACUAGUGGACAUGAGCAACGAGACAUCGAUAUGACGACAGGUUCGUCUCUCCGCGCCCCCUCGCUGUGGCGGUUCGCUGAUAAUCCCGAAGCAGCAACCGACCAAGUCACCGAGCCAGUCACGGCCGCAGGUGAUAGCAUCUCAGUAAAUCUCGACUCCAAUACCAUCGACGUUGAGGGAUCUGAAAAGUUCAUUGUAGUUGUUGCACAGCAGCUCGGGUGGCUGGUUGCCCUUACCUACGAUAAUUGCGAGCUGGACGAGACCAAAUACGCCUACGUCCGAGUCAAGAAACUGCCGGAAAGUGAAACGUCAUACAACCCCGGGCCGCUCUUUGACGUGACCGUCAACUUGGAGAGGCCGCCCCAAGAGGACGAAAGCAGCGGUUGCUGGACGGCCAUCCUAGGCCAUUCGGUGCUCAUCACCGGCUAUCCGACCAAUGACCGCCAAGCGUCCAUGCUCGGCUUGGAAGCGAGCCCCCAGACAAUGGCAUCGCUCGCCAGGAUACCAGUUGCUGUCACCUUCGGCGGUGGCUUCGUUUUCAAGGUCAAGAAGCUUCUUUGGCUGGUGUGA
Messenger RNA from Gaeumannomyces tritici R3-111a-1, 1590 nucleotides. RefSeq lists its product as hypothetical. The coding region runs from base 1 to 1590 and encodes 529 amino acids. The transcript has 2 exons. The record is from RefSeq and is a predicted model, not a curated record. Lineage: Eukaryota; Fungi; Ascomycota; Sordariomycetes; Magnaporthales; Magnaporthaceae.